GCCUCUUCCUGUUUCGUAUUGUUUGGAUUCACAGUGUGAAUUUGCUUUUGGCGAUUGACGCUGAGGCCAGUUUUAGGGUAAACUAAACAAACAGUUUGUAGCGGUCGGUUUGGUGGUACAAAUCAGAUCCGGAUUAAAAUGUCUCAGUGUUCCGAACCUGCAAUCAUUAGCUCUGGUGUGAAAGAAGACACAAAGAAGGAGAGGAAAGUGGCUAUCGUUACCGGCAUCACUGGGCAGGAUGGGUCAUACCUGGCUGAAUUUCUGCUCUCCAAAGGAUAUGAGGUUAAUGGUAUUUUGAGACGUUCCAGUUCCUUCAACACUGGACGAAUUGAACAUCUUUACCAGAACCCACGGACACAUACUGAAGGCAAUAUGAAGCUUCACUACGGUGACCUGACCGAUAGCACUUGUCUGGUUAAGAUCAUUAACCAGGUCAAACCUACAGAGAUCUACAACUUGGGUGCUCAGAGUCAUGUCAAGAUCUCCUUUGAAUUGGCUGAGUACACUGCUAAUGUGGAUGGUGUGGGAACGCUUCGUCUGUUGGAUGCUAUAAAGACGUGUGGCUUAACCAACAGCGUCAAGUUUUAUCAGGCCUCCACUAGCGAGUUGUACGGCAAAGUCCAGGAAAUCCCACAGUCGGAAACCACACCCUUUUACCCUCGUUCACCUUACGGUGCUGCUAAAUUGUAUGCCUACUGGAUUGUGGUAAACUUCAGAGAAGCCUACAACAUGUUUGCUGUCAACGGGAUCCUCUUUAACCACGAGAGCCCAAGGAGAGGGUCCAACUUUGUGACACGGAAGAUCAGCCGUUCUGUGGCAAAGAUUCACUUGGGCCAACUGGAGUGCUUCAGUCUGGGCAACCUGGAUUCUAAAAGGGAUUGGGGCCAUGCCCAAGACUAUGUGAAGGCUAUGUGGUUGAUGCUGCAACAGGAGAAGCCAGAUGAUUUAGUCAUAGCAACAGGGGAGGUCCACAGUGUGAGGGAGUUUGUGGAAGAAGCCUUCAAACAUGUGGGGAAGACCAUCGUGUGGGAUGGGAAGGAUGAACAGGAGGUGGGUUGUUGCCAAGACACAGGAGUUGUGCAUGUGAAGGUGGAUCCAAAGUAUUUCCGUCCAACUGAAGUGAUCACAAUGUCCUCUGCAAACAUCAUGGUCCACGGGGAUUCCAGUUUAACCUCAUCUGUCAGCCUGUCCAUCACCACUGCAAACGGGAAGUCCUCAGGGCUGAUACAUGAUGCAGUCCCUCCUCCACCUUAAACUCCUCUGUCAAACCUACAGCACACCUCAACACUGUUCUGCUGCCCUCAUAAAUGGCCAUUACUAGUCUUACAUGCUUCUCUGCCACUCCAGACUUCUGCAUGCAGUACCACAGUUCCUCUCUCAGUACUCUGUCAUAGGCUUUCUCUAGAUCCACUUUACAAUGUAGCUCCUUCUGACCUUCUCUGUACUUUUCCAUCAACAUCCUCAAGGCAAAUAAUGCAUGUGUGGUACUCUUUCUAGGCAUGAAACCAUACUGUUGCUCGCAAAUAAUCACAUCUGCCCUGAGUCUAGCCUCCACUACUCUUACCAUAACUUCAUUGUGUGGCUCAUCAAACUUUAUUCACUUCGUCUAGCGCCUUCCAGAAUGUCUCCCUCACCUCUAGGUUGUGUUACUUACGGCAACAGAUACUGAAAAAAAAUAAUGCACCUCAACUUGUGUCUUUUAUUUAACUAAGAUAACAGAUUUUGCCGUAUCAGGUUCCUCCAGGUUAUUUGAUUCGCCCACUCAAGUAUGUUUUUGUGAGAAUGUGCGGGCCACAGAGAGAACGAGAGGCUACUUUGAAAAUUCAUGUUUUUUCAAACUCUCUUUGGUGGUCUCAAACAUUUCUCACUGGGUCUUGAACCCGGCACAAAACACAACAGGGGAGAAAACAAGUAAGGGGUUGUUAGGAGGGGAAAUCAUGAGUUCUGGUCUUGGGGUUACGCCACCAGAGUCCCACAAUUCAUCAUGGUCUGGCACCGAAGGGGGGAGACUGUCUGGACAGAUUGGUGCUGGGAAUAUAUGAAGACACUAAAACUUCACCCAGCUGUUGGAGUCUCCUGUGUAUGGCUACCUGAUAGACACGCGCCAACAUUUGUUGUUCUU
Molecule: messenger RNA, 2122 nt
Organism: Phyllopteryx taeniolatus (common seadragon)
Lineage: Eukaryota; Metazoa; Chordata; Actinopteri; Syngnathiformes; Syngnathidae
Gene: gmds
Product: GDP-mannose 4,6-dehydratase
Exons: 10
Coding region: 139-1254 (371 amino acids)
Biological process (GO): GDP-mannose metabolic process
Molecular function (GO): GDP-mannose 4,6-dehydratase activity
Source: RefSeq, a predicted model, not a curated record